UUGCAAACAAUUGCUGUUCGAUAAAAAUCGCUCUACAUAGAGUAAUCUCGUUCUCUUUUAUUUGUACAUUAUACUGUCAUCGUUUAUAAUAGACGUAAAAGUUUCACGAGCGGGUUUAUGUGUAUAUGAUAGUUGAAAACCAGCCAAGUUUUUUGUAGCUCCUUAGGAUACACAGUUCAUCAAAGCAACCAGGUUCAUUUGUGCAAAGAAUAGAGCUGUAAUUGAGAAACAUCAUUGUGGAAUUUGACUGUUGAAGAACAACUGAUGGCACAUGAUCAUAAGCUGACAGAUGAAGAAGUGGCCGAAUUCCGAGAAGCUUUUAGUCUUUUUGACAAAAAUGGUGAUGGGACGAUAAGUUCGACCGAACUUGGUACCAUUAUGCGGUCCCUCGGUCAAAAUCCGACCGAGUCAGAACUCCAAGAUAUGAUCAAUGAAGUGGACGUUGACGGCAAUGGAACGAUUGAUUUUGACGAGUUCCUCGACAUGAUGGCCAAAAAGAUGAAGGAGACAGAUAGCGAGGAAGAACUUCGAGAAGCCUUCAGGGUUUUUGACAAGGAUGGAAAUGGGUACAUCAGCUCGGCAGAACUCCGACACGUGAUGACAAAUUUGGGCGAGAAGUUGACAGAUGAGGAGGUGGACGAGAUGAUUCGGGAGGCUGAUCUGGAUGGUGAUGGAACCGUCAACUACGAGGAGUUCGUGACGAUGAUGACAGCAAAGUGAAUCCCUUCAAAACUUACGUGUACUCUCAUUUAUGUGAAUUGUCAUUCAUGUAUUCCUAAAACUUGCAAUAUCCGGACAACAUCAUUUCUGAUAUUUAAUAUAAAAACUUUCCUUUUAUGUUCUUGAAAUGUUUUCUUUUUAUUUUUGGCCGAGUGAUACGAAAGAAGCAAAAUUUGAUGAAAUUUUUUGCAUG
Molecule: messenger RNA, 913 nt
Organism: Helobdella robusta
Lineage: Eukaryota; Metazoa; Annelida; Clitellata; Rhynchobdellida; Glossiphoniidae
Exons: 8
Coding region: 265-720 (151 amino acids)
Molecular function (GO): calcium ion binding; enzyme regulator activity
Source: RefSeq, a predicted model, not a curated record